AUGGAAACAAUAUAUUCAAAUUUAAAUUCUGUUAUAAAAUUUGAUCGACGUCGUUCAAUAACAACAGCAUCAGAUGUUGGAGAAAGUUUAUGUGAUGAUGAUGAUGAUGAUGAUUUAGAAUGGGAUAAAUCAGAUUUUAAUCGUCAUUUACCCGAAUCUGAUGCAUUAUCAUCAUAUGAUCUUAAUGAAAUGGCAGAAAUAUUACGUAAUCGUUUUCUUGAGUUUGAGAUGUCAUCACAAAUAGAUGAAUGUUCAACACCUUUUUGUCAAUCAACAAUAAACGAUAUUGUUGGUUUAAUAUCAAAUCAAGAUUUACAAAAAGAAAAUUUUCUUCGAAAUCAUUCAAUAUCAUCAAUAAUAACAUUUAAUUAUAAUUAUUUAAAUAAAAAUCAAAUUAUAAAACAUCGAUUAUAUCGAAGUUUAUCCAAUUUAAAUUUAAUUAAACAAAAAAAAAAAUCAUAUUUUCUUUUAUCAAAACAUUUAUCAUUAAUGAAUAUUAAAUCAAUUAAAUGGAAAUUUUUAAAACAUUCAAUACCAUGUACAAAUAUUUUAACAAAAAUCAAUUAUCAUAAAUCAUUUGGUUCUAUACCUCAAUCAGAAUCAGAACUAAUUAAUAAAAUAACGAAUAUUAAUAUUUCACGUUUAUCAAAAUUAGAUAUAUUUCGUUCAUAUUUAAUUCAAUUAAGAGAAAAGACUUAUUCAUUUAUUUUACAAAUAUUUCAAUCAACAAAAAUACCUCCUAUUACAGAAGAAACUAUUGAAACUUAUGAUAUUAUUGAAGGAUAG
Molecule: messenger RNA, 786 nt
Organism: Rotaria sordida
Lineage: Eukaryota; Metazoa; Rotifera; Eurotatoria; Philodinida; Philodinidae
Source: the annotation of a GenBank genome assembly